Molecule: messenger RNA, 2682 nt
Organism: Heteronotia binoei (common prickly gecko)
Lineage: Eukaryota; Metazoa; Chordata; Lepidosauria; Squamata; Gekkonidae
Gene: RBM46
Product: RNA binding motif protein 46
Exons: 6
Coding region: 442-2037 (531 amino acids)
Cellular component (GO): nucleus
Molecular function (GO): mRNA binding
Source: RefSeq, a predicted model, not a curated record
GUUCUCUCUCAACUAACCGACAACUCCCCGAAGGAGUCGCAGGAAGAGGGAGGAGACCCUUCACUCCCUUCUCCUCGUGCUUCGACUUCUGCCGUUCCUGAUUGGUCGAAGGUGGCCGUCACUCUUCCCAAAGCACAGUUUACAACCGGCGCAAACGCGGUAGAGCCCAAGCGCCUCGUGCCGGUCGCAGUGAGAGGGUGUGGUAGUCGCCUCGUUCUUUAGACUGGCUGUUUUGCCGAGCGUGGCUUUUACCCCCGAAGCGAUAUUGCACUGGACAAUUGGAACACAGGGGAAUUCCUUUAAUGCAUCAUUUCUGUUGAAAGUUUUCAAACAGCACUGUUCAGUCUGGUUUUUUUAAUUAUAAUCUGAAGGCUUAAGGGUACAGUUUUAAUCAAUUGCAGAGAAGUACAGUCUUGUUUGUUUUCUGAAGACUUCACAGCUAUGAUUGAAGAACACAGUGAUGUAACAAAUGGGUGCAGCAAAGUUCGAACUGGUACUCAGAAUGAAGCUGCAUUAUUGGCUCUUAUGGAAAAGACUGGUUACAACAUGGUUCAAGAAAAUGGUCAACGAAAAUUUGGUGGGCCUCCACCAGGCUGGGAUGGCCCACCACCACCUCGAGGUUGUGAAGUUUUUGUGGGAAAGAUUCCACGUGAUAUGUAUGAAGAUGAAUUGGUUCCUGUAUUUGAAAGAGCAGGGAAGAUCUAUGAAUUCAGACUGAUGAUGGAGUUUAGUGGUGAGAAUAGAGGAUAUGCAUUUGUAAUGUAUACAACUAAAGAAGAAGCUCAACUUGCCAUCAGGAUCCUUAAUAAUUAUGAGAUUCGUCCUGGGAAAUUUAUUGGUGUUUGUGUAAGCUUGGAUAACUGCAGACUAUUUAUAGGAGCUAUUCCAAAAGAAAAGAAAAAAGAAGAGAUCUUGGAUGAAAUGAAGAAAGUCACUGAAGGUGUAAUAGAUGUUAUUGUGUAUCCAAGUGCAACAGACAAAACAAAGAAUCGUGGUUUUGCCUUUGUAGAAUAUGAAUCUCACAGAGCUGCAGCUAUGGCAAGGAGAAAAUUAAUUCCAGGGACAUUCCAGUUAUGGGGCCAUACUAUUCAGGUAGAUUGGGCAGACCCAGAAAAAGAAGUUGAUGAAGAAACAAUGCAAAGGGUCAAAGUAUUAUAUGUUAGAAACUUGAUGAUUUCUACUACAGAAGAAACUAUUAAAGCUGAAUUCAACAAAUUUAAACCAGGAGCUGUUGAACGUGUAAAAAAACUUCGAGAUUACGCAUUUGUUCAUUUUUUUAACCGAGAUGAUGCAGUUGCUGCUAUGUCAGUCAUGAAUGGAAAGUGUAUUGAUGGAGCUAGUAUUGAAGUAACAUUGGCAAAACCAGUAAACAAAGAGGGCACUUGGAGGCAGCAUCUUAACGGGCAAAUUAGUCCCAAUUCUGAAAAUCUUCUAGUGUUUGCAAACAAAGAAGAUCAUCAAAAAUCCCUAGCAAAGCCAACAAGUCUUCCAAUCCAAUUUAAUGGACAGCACAGUCCAAGUCCCCCUGAAAUGGAAAGGUGUACUUACCCAUUUUUUUCAGGAGCAAAACUUACUCCAAUUAGCAUGUAUUCAUUAAAAUCUAACCAUUUUAGCUCUGCAGUAAUGCAAUUAGAUUAUUACUGCAACAAGAAUAACUGGGUGCCUCCAGAAUAUUACUUGUAUUCAACCACAAGUCAAGAUGGAAAGAUACUGCUAGUGUAUAAGGUUGUUAUUCCUGCUGUUGCAAAUGGAUCCCAGAAUUAUUUUAUGCCCGACAAACUGUGCACAACAGUAGAAGAUGCAAAAGAAUUAGCAGCACAGUUUGCACUGCUGCAUUUGGAUUACAAUUUCCGUCGAAGUUCAGUAAAUAGCAUUUCUCCUGUUAGUGCUACUCUGUCUUCAGGGACAAGUGUGCUACCGUAUACAUCAAGACCUUAUUCUUAUCCAAGUUAUCCUUUGUCAUCAACAGUUCCACUUGCUAAUAGCAACCAUGUUGGACAGCGUCUGUAUAUCUCCAAUCAGGCCUCAUUCUUUUGAGGAACAGGGGGGAAACGUGAAUGAUAUUCAUUUUCUUUUAAAUUUUAAGUUUAAGUCGGAUCUACACCAUAGUUUCGAUGAGUUAAAUAUUCAUUUUUAGAGAUUGGUUAUAUAUUUGCUGAAUACGUGUGAAGAUAAAGUUCCAGAUGUAUUUUCACUUAGCCAGAGUGGAAUUCUUCCCAAAUGUGAUAGCAUUUUAUUAUUUCUUGUCUAAAUGUAAAUAAUUACCUUGCUGAAUAUGAUCUUUAACAUAUUUUAAGUGCAUGCAAAUGUUGGUUGUAAUCUUGUUACCAAGGAUCACUCCUUUUUUUUUAAGAUGAAAAACAUUAUUUAGCCAAAAUAAGCAGUGUAUUAUGUAGGAAAGAAAUGGAAAUAACAUUUUAAAACCAAACACUUUUUAACUUCAAAUGAAAGAUUUAUUGUGAUUCUUGUAAAUCACUUUGCAUAUUUUAGUUGCAUGGUAAAUAUUUGUUUUAUUAAUAAUUAUAAAUUAUUUUUGUGUUAAUUUAUUACUGUUUAAAUUGUUCAGCUUCAUUUGUUAACGGUGUUCUAUUUGGUGUUGCCAUGUUUUAAGGUUCAUAUCAUGUGUUUAAUUCCAUAAUUGAAUACAAAGAUUUUGCCAUUAAAUUCUUACUGUGUAAAAUA